GCAUCAAGUGAAAGGACCGACAAAAGACGAAGAAUGCAAAGUUUGGGAAGCCUCGGGGCUAACAGGGGCCUCGAUGUGAGACUACCCAGGACUAGAGCCUUGCUGUUGGGCUUGCUCCUCGCCGUAGCCUGCGCGGAGGUGGAGGUCGACAUGGUGUUGAUAGAGGCGGGUGGAGAAGGCGACAGCCUUCCCGGACUCCUCGGCGGUGGUCGGUCGGAUCUUCCACAUGAAGGUGCCAAACAAGAUGGAGGAUGUUUACCUGGGGGACAUUAUCAAGAUCACAGAGAUGGGUAAGGAUUCCCUCCCUGCCUGGCUGCACUGGGAUGCCAGCAGCAGAAUCCUACAGGGUCUACCUUUGGAGGAGGAUAAAGGUGUCCAUUACAUCUCCGUAUCCAUCUCCAAUGACACAAAAGCCUCCUCUUCCUCAGAGGUGUUUUCCAUUGAGGUUCACCCUGAAGAUCAUCUGGACGCGGACUCAGCCCAGCUCGCAUCCAACCAAGCCUCCACGGAAGAUGACGUGCAGCCGUUCAUGUGUGGCAAUGAGGAGCCGGUCACGGUGCUGACGGUGAUCCUGGACGCAGAUUUGACCAAGAUGAGCUCAGAACAGAGGGUGGAGCUCCUGGACAACAUGAGGAGCUUCUCUGGGGUGGGGCUCCAGCACAUGAAAAUACUGCCGGUGGUCAAUAACAGGCUGUUCGACAUGUCUGCAUUCAUGGCUGGGCCGGGGAACGCAAAGAAGGUGGUGGAAAAUGGAGCUCUGUUGUCCUGGAAGCUCGGCUGCUCGCUGGAGCAGAGCACAGUCCCAAAUAUCAACAGUGUCCAGGGUCCUGCAAAGGAAGGCACAAUGUCCGCCAAGCUGGGCUACCCUGUGGUGGGAUGGCACAUUGCCAACAAGAAACCCCAUGUCCCUAAACGGGUGAGGCGGCAAUUAGGCAACACUCCAACACCUGUUAUGACAGUGCUUCCUCCCACAACUGUAGUGGAGCCUCCAGUGCGGAUUAUCCCAACCCUCUCCUCUCCCUCUAUUGCUGCACCAACGGAAAGUUCUGCUCCGCCAGUAAGAGGCCCAGUUCCUCUUCCGGGCAAGCCUACAAUCAGAGUCCGUGACCCCACUGCCCACACCCCAACCCCGGGACCUCCUCAACCAACAAGGGUAAUGGAGACCACCAGCACCGUUUCUAUCCAGCCAACAAUGACCAGGCAUAUUUAUGUGGAGGCCACUGCCACACCAUCCACACCUACCAGAAUUACUACCAGGAAACCUAAGAGAGUCAAAACCACACCGGCCCCCAGAGAGCCAAAGACCUCCACAGCCAAGCCGUCCAGGCGCACCACACCGUCGCCUGGUAUUAUCCCGGAUCCUUACAACGAGAAGCCUGUGUUGCGUAACCCCAUCGACCAGGUCAAUGCAUUGGUGGGCACCUAUUUCGAGGUUAAGAUCCCAUCAGAUACAUUCUUUGAUAAAGAGGAUGGCACAACAGACAAGCUACGUCUAACCUUAAGACAGAACCACAAUGAAGUGGUUGGAGAGGGUUCCUGGAUCCAGUUCAACACAACCAGCCAACUUCUCUAUGGCCUUCCUGAUGUCCAACACGUUGGAAAACACGAAUACUUCAUGCAGGCAACUGACAAAGGUGGCCUGAAUGCAAUUGAUGCUUUUGAGGUCCGUGUUAACCGCUGGCCCAUGAAUGACAAGACCCCAGUGAUAUUUACGGCCCGAUUCGAUGGUGAGCCACGUUCAAUAUCAAAUGAUAUCCACAAAAAGAUCCUCCUGGUAAAGAAACUGGCGUAUGUGCUGGGGGACCGCAACAGCAGUACAGUAAGUCUAAGGAAUAUCAGCAAAGGCUCUAUUGUGGUGGAGUGGACAAACACCAGCCUCCCGCAGCACCCGUGUCCAAAAGAACAGCUCGCAGCCAUGAGCAGGACGCUCGCCAGUGCGGACGGAAAACCCUCGCAGACCUUCAGGUACUCUAUGGAGCCUGAAUUCAGACCGCUAGAUGUCAUGGUCAAGGGAAGGGCAAGCUGCAGAACAUAUUCCUUCAUCCCACCAGGAGAGAUUGAUAUACCAGAACCUCCGGCUGUCACUCCAGCUCUGGGAACAGGCCGGCAGAGCACCGAUGAUGUCUAUCUCCACACAGUAAUUCCCGCCGUGGUGGUAGCAGCCAUCUUGUUGAUAGCGGGUAUCAUUGCAAUGAUCUGCUACAGGAAGAAACGAAAGGGCAAGCUGACCAUCGAGGACCAGGCCACCUUCAUCAAAAAAGGUGUGCCGAUUAUCUUUGCUGAUGAACUUGAUGACUCUAAGCCACCUCCAUCCUCCAGUAUGCCCUUGAUUCUGCAGGAAGAGAAGCCCCCGCUUCCACCCCCAGAGUACCCCAACAUGGCCACGCCAGAGACCACUCCCCUCAACCAGGAGCUGCUGGGGGAGUACACAGCUCUGCGGGACGAGGACCCCAACGCGCCUCCCUACCAGCCGCCACCUCCCUUCACCACUCCCAUGGAGGGCAAGGGUUCCCGUCCCAAGAACAUGACUCCCUACAGAUCUCCACCUCCCUACGUGCCGCCCUAAGACUUGUUUAACCCUCCCCUCGUAGGGUGGAGGGAGAGGAUGCCUGAGGAACUGUGACGGUUUCCAUUCUGGUGUUUGUCUGUCUGGACAUUUACAGGGAGAGAUGACAAGAGGUGCUAAAGUACAAAACAGCUACAGGGGACUUUGGUUUGGGAGGGGGAGUAAUGAGUCGGGUGGGGUUUUUACAGUCGACAGAUGGGAUGAUUGGUUGAAACAGCUGGGAGGGACUACUGUUUUAGUGGUAGCCCAGCUACUAAAGUGGCCUAAGACAAACAAAUUCUCGUCACAUUGGCUCUCGGAUUGACCAGUUGGUCAGAAGCGAAGAUCGGGAGACGCGUUCUCCCUUCCCAGCAUUUCAUUUUUUCCCCCUCUGUUGAUUUAAAAUACUGGCUUUUAUUUUCUUUUUUCAUCAUUACCCCAAGGUUAUUAUUCUUUUUAUUUUUCCUGGACUGAAUCGUUUUGCCUAACAACUCUUCUUUUGUCUUGCUUUUAAAUAAUACGAGAAGACAGUGAACUGCCAUCAACUCGUGUUUUUAAUAAGGAGAGCAAGAUUCUCUGAAUAUGAAAAAUCUCCAAUCGCCCCUGCAGACGACACAAAAGGACAGGAGGCCGAAGCGUGUGUGAAUGAGUGUUUAUUCAGAUUCAAUACGGUUUGCCUUUUAACACUAGUUGUCUGUUUCUAUCCUUAUUCACAAUGUCUAGUAAAGAUGAGAAUAACAAGGUAGCCUAAAAAAAGAUUUAGAGAUGAAAUAAUAAAUAAUUUGUUUGUUUCAUUGGUUUUAAAAUUCACUGUAUAUCUGGAAGAUGUUCUGAUAGAUUGUGUUAUAUUUUUUUGGUGGUGGAAGAAAGCGGGAAGACUGCCUCGCUAAAAUAACUCGCAGGAGCUCUUUAUUCCUGUUUUAUUCCGGUAUCACUUACAGUCCAUUAGAUACAAUAAAUCCACCUUCCUCUCAGUUGCCGUCAUCCCCUCUGCAGACAACAGGCUCAGUAAGGUGGAACUGGAUGAGGUUAAAGUGAGAAAACAUGAACUACUGUUUUUAUUAUAAAAGAGAUUAUGUGAGUUUAGUGUGGAUUUGGAUGCAAAAUAAGUACUUUUAUGCAGAUUUCAGUCCGUGCAAUUUUGCGACUUCAGGUUAACAAAACUACAGUAACGGUAAAAACACUUUUCUACACACAUCCCAACAUGUACGCCAACAGGAAAAAGGACCCCUCCGGUUUAUUUUGGAGCAGGAAUAAUUAUUUUUUUAUGUAAUGAGGCAGUUCUGCUCUGAGGAGAAACUGUGUGUGUGUGUGUGCCAUGAAGACUCUCCCAGCUGGGAUUGUACAGAUAAUUCACAUUUUAGAGGUCACAGAGGUUUCAGAAAGGAAGAAAGAACCUUGAAUUUCCAGUAAUUAGCUCACUGACAAAUUCUCAAUGAAAAAUCUCCUUCUAAUUUUUUUACAAAGUUUUUGAUACAGCCUCAAAUUGUUUGAUUAUUAAAAGAAAACACGAUUAAUGAUUAGCCUUCUGUGAUUUGUAAAAUCUUAGCCUAGAUUAUGAUUCAAUUAUGUACACUUUCUGUUUUGUUUGUCAUGGGUCACAUAUUUCAAGUGUUUUAUUUUAUUGUGUGUGUUUGCAUAUUGAAAUGUAUCUCCCACUAUACAAAGACGGAAUGACCGAUAUUUUAAUGUAAUCACAAAUUUUAUUUUUACGUCCUUAUGUUUGCUAAUGAGUUUCAACUGAAAGUGACCCUUUGCAAUAAUAAUGUAAGGUACAGUCCGCUCAGCGGCUGGUCGAUGCAGGCUCAAGUGAGUGACUCAUAAUAUUGUUGGUUUUUUUUGCAGGAUGCCAAGGCUUUUUUUUUUUUGCUUUUCAAGUGUGCAUUGUCAUAAUAAAACCAACUGGUACGAUAAAAAAAGAAAAA
This is a messenger RNA of Morone saxatilis (striped sea-bass), 4470 nucleotides long. It is a transcript of the gene dag1, whose product is annotated as dystroglycan 1. The record is from RefSeq and is a predicted model, not a curated record. Gene Ontology annotation, biological process: morphogenesis of an epithelium; muscle attachment; nerve development. Gene Ontology annotation, cellular component: basement membrane; sarcolemma; dystroglycan complex. Lineage: Eukaryota; Metazoa; Chordata; Actinopteri; Moronidae. Gene Ontology annotation, molecular function: laminin binding; calcium ion binding.